Messenger RNA from Debaryomyces tyrocola, 1513 nucleotides. The record is from the annotation of a GenBank genome assembly. NCBI's taxonomy places the organism in Eukaryota, Fungi, Ascomycota, Pichiomycetes, Serinales, Debaryomycetaceae.
AUGGGUACCCAAAAGAAAGAAAAGUCGAGAAGAGUGAGGCAAAAUGAUGUGAGGGAUGGUAACCUUCGUGUUAAAGGUGAAAAUUUUUAUAGAGAUAGUAAGAAGGUUAAACAUUUGCAAAUGUAUAAAACUGGUAGAGCGGUUCGUAAUGCUAAGGGAGAAAUAAUACAGGCUGCCGCUUUACAAAGUACGGAUUUGCCUACGGCUCGAGUUGAUCCAAAUAGAAAGUGGUUUGGUAACACCCGUGUUAUUGCACAAGAUGCGUUGAGCCAUUUCAGAGAAGCUAUGGGAGAUAAGAAGAACGAUUCAUACCAAGUUUUAUUAAGAAGAAAUAAAUUGCCUAUGUCAUUGCUUGACGAAAAAGAUCAGACCGAGUCUCCUACUCUGAAAAUUUUAGAGACCGAGUCGUACGAACAGGUUUUUGGUCCAAAACAACAGCGUAAGAAGCCAAGAUACUUGGCGGCAUCUAAUUUGGAAGAAUUAGCACAGUUAACAGAAGCAGAUUCUAAAACUUACGAAGACAAGCAAGAAUUAGAUUCUACGCUAGGCUUGAUGGGUGGUUCGAUUUUGGACAAGGAUGACUUUACCCAAGAGGCUAAAGAAGCCAUUUUCCACAAGGGUCAAUCUAAAAGAAUCUGGAAUGAAUUAUAUAAGGUUAUCGACUCUUCGGACGUGGUUAUUCAUGUAUUGGAUGCUAGGGAUCCAUUAGGAACCCGAUGCCAAUCAGUUGAAAAGUAUAUCAGGGAAGAAUGUUCUCAUAAACAUUUGGUCUAUGUUUUAAACAAGUGUGACUUGGUACCAACAUGGGUAGCAGUACGUAUAAGAUUACUUUCUCAUUUAUUAUGAUGUGUGGUGUUUUUUUUUUCAUUUUCCCAUUAAUUUUUUUUUUUGUUUUACACCAAAGCCUUUUGUCAGGGUGAUACUUCUAUUGAUAUUUAUAUCAAUGAUAUCCAGAAUAUUGCCUGUUACGUCUUUGGAAUAAUAAUACUACCCGCUCAUGAUCCUAAUUCUUGUUUCAAGAGUUGGUACUGGAAUCGUUUUGGUUCUGGUUUCGUUCAUACUUUGUUGAUAGUUUUUAUCGACGUCUUUAGGGUAGUAUCGGGAUCUUCUUGAGUUGAAACUAUUCUUGUUAAAGCUUUGCUUUGACUUUUGGUGAAUUUUUUCGUAGUAUAGAAACCGACAUUUUUUCUUAAACUCUUAUAUUGAGCCCACAUUUUCCACACACAUUAUGAAUGAAGAUUUAUUAUCACAAACUCCAAAUACUAACAUUAAUUUAGGCUGCAUGGGUUAAGCAUUUGUCUAAGUCAUAUCCAACUUUGGCGUUCCAUGCUUCCAUUACUAAUUCUUUUGGUAAGGGAUCAUUAAUUCAAUUAUUGCGUCAGUUCUCGUCAUUGCAUUCAGAUCGUAAACAGAUUUCGGUUGGUUUCAUUGGAUAUCCAAACACCGGUAAGUCAUCGAUUAUCAACACUUUACGUAGAAAGAAGGUCUGUACUGUCGCACCAAUACCCGGUGA